Didymodactylos carnosus is the source of this 1365-nucleotide messenger RNA. NCBI's taxonomy places the organism in Eukaryota, Metazoa, Rotifera, Eurotatoria, Philodinida, Philodinidae. The record is from the annotation of a GenBank genome assembly.
AUGAAAUCUCUACUGACUAUCCGAGAAAUUAUUCCCACAUUACAUGAUCAAAUAUUACCGUAUAUUAAAUUACUGUCAAUGCUUAUGUCUGAAUCAAGAGUUUUGCGACCAAGGUCUAAUCUAUUGACGGGUAUGGCCGGUUACAUUCGAAACGAUAUUUAUUUUGAUAUAAUGCGAGCAUUGCAGGGAAUCGGACCAGCCACAGUUUUACCGAAUGGCAUUGCUCUCCUGGCCCGAACAUAUUCCGCGGGUCGACGAAAAUCACUUGUUUUUUCACUGUUCGGGGCAACAGCUCCGGCUGGUUUUUUCAUAGGUGCUUUAUUUUCAAGUAUAUUCGCACAAUUUUCUUGGUGGCCAUGGAGUCAGUGGACAGUAGCUAUCGUUUGCAUCACUCUUGCCAUAAUGGCUUAUUUUGUCAUUCCUGCCGAAGUGUCAUUUGCCGUUCAUCCGAUGGGUAAAAUAGAUAUUCCCGGUGCCGUGACAAGCGUUGCCGGUCUCGUUCUUAUCAUUUAUAGCUGGAACCAAGGACCGGUUGUUGGUUGGGAUAAACCGUAUGUCUUCGUUCUACUAAUCGUUGGUUUUCUCAUCAUAGGCGCAUUUAUUUUUAUUGAAAUGAAAGUCGAUGAGCCCAUUAUGCCGCCAUCUAUUUGGUCUGUAUCCGGUUUUCCUGGUGUCAUACUAUGCAUUGGCCUUGGUUGGUCAAGUUUCGGUAUUUGGAUUUUUUAUUUGAUUCAAGUUAUCGAAGUUCUUCGGAAUACGUCUCCCUUGUUAGUUGCGGCCAUGUUUUUCCCGAUCAUCCCCGCUGGUCUCACAGCCACACUUCUCGUUUCUCAAUUGUAUCACCGAGUCGCGGGGCACUAUUUACUCAUGGCUUCGAUGGUUUUCUUCUGUGUCGGCAAUAUUCUUGUAGCCACAGCGCCUGUCGAUCAAACCUAUGGAACGUUCAGAAAUCAAAUGAUCAACCGCUCACAGGGUGUAGCCGCGAGUAUGAUUAACGCAGUGAUUAAUCUAUCUGUAUCGUUGGGUCUGGGCAUUGCAGGAACGGUGGAGAGCCAAAUAAAUAAAAGUGGACGUGACGUGUUAAGAGGAUAUCGAAGUGCACUAUACGCCGGAAUUGGACUCAGUGGUUUGGGAAUAAUAGUAGCACUUUUAUUUUGCCGAGUACCCGCAGUCGUUCCGGCUGAUGAGAAAAAGGAGUUGAAUGAGACGGCAGUUUCCUCAGUGAUGGCUGGAUCAGAGAUAGCCAUGACUGUUGGUGAGAGUAAUUUACCUAAGGGUGAAGGAUUAGAACAGGAACUACCAAGAAUUGAUCAAUCAGAACAGAAGCCGAUCUCCUAUCACAAUAUAACAAAAGUUUACUUGUAG